UAAUCAAUCGUGCGGAUGUAAAACAUUUGGCGACAGCUGUUGAGAAGCAGGCGGACGUACGUAGAGAAGACGGAGACUUUGAGUCUGUGACGCUGAGCUGCACAACAACAAGCCUCUCCUUCAGCCUGCUGAACACACGAGACUCCCCGAAAUCUGUGGCGAGCUGCAGCCCUGCGACUACAGGCGCGAGGAUCCGUCAUGAAGUGUGGACGCAGGCAUUGAGACAAAACAAAGAUGCUGAUGUCUGGGACGCUCCCCCGCCUCCUCCUGGCCGGGACCUGUCUCUGUAUCUAUGGAAAUCCUGUCCACGUCUCAGACCUGCUCCCCACACAGGACGGAGUAACAACUGUUAGGUCAACACAAACCCCAGAUGUAGAGUCUGAACCCACAGGUACCGAGCAUGUGACUGGACUGAUGUUGGAUGUAGGUGCAGGAGGAGGGGCUGGCCCGCAUGGAGCACCUGAGGAAGCAGCCCAAUUGAUGCAGACAGAAAACAGGGGCGGCCUCGAUGGAAGAUCUGGGCCAAGGGAGGCUGGAAUAGAAGCACAAAUGAGCCAAAUGAGCAAGGAAAAGAAGGUCGGGAGCACAUCUGAGAUGGGAGACACUUUCAGACAGUCAGAAAGAGCUUCAGUGCUGCCUGUUGAGGAGGAUAUUGCCAGCACCAAAGAUCCAACAGGUGGGAGGAAGCAGUUGGACUUUUUAUUAGAUUCCUCUACAGCCAGGGGGAGCAAAGACCAACGUGUUGAGGACCUAACAAACCAACCAGCAUACGUUUAUUCUGUCCAGUAUAAAAACCCAGAAACAGGCCUUCCAUCCUCUACAGAACCUCCAAAUCCUGGAGCAACCAUCCAGAAACUGACCUCCUACAGUCCCAUCUUUUUCUCCCCUCAGACCUACACACCUUUGUCCCUUUGGGGUCAAGAUGGAGCUACAACAUCCUCUCUCCAAGACCCCCUUUUACCUGAAAUCGGACCAAACCUGAUGCCAAAAGAGGAUGGACCAGAAAGCCUGUGGACGGAGGCUGCAAGGUCUGCUGGAGUGGACACGGUGGUCCCGCUGUCUCUGGAUGAAGCCACAGAGGGCACCAUGUCAUCAGAAGCCCUCCCUCUCAUCUUUGAGCCUUUUGAAGAUGUCCCAUCCGAAGGGGUACUGGCAGCAGAAGCAGCACCGGCAGUGCCAGACAUUGCUCAGCCUCCUGCUGCCAUGGCAACCGCAGGAAUGGACGUGGACCCGCAGCUGGUCACCAUGGAGACAGACAGCAACGGUCCCUCACUGGCCCCUCCUCUUCUGACGCCAGACUGGACAUCACCCUGGCAGACGUCUGGUGCUGAGCUGCUGGAGCCAAUCAGCUCUUCAGGACCGUCUGUUUCACAGCGACAAGCAGGAAGUGAGCUGCAGGAUCACAUGGAGAGAGGAACUGUGAGGACACCCGACCUCGAAGAUAAGUUGCCUACCACUGGCCCCACCUUAUCUUCCUUCCCGCAUGCUAUGACAACUGUAACCAUGGCAACCCAUCAGCUGGCACACAAAUCUAGAUCGGGGUUAGAGGAGAUGGAGUCUGAUGAAGAGCAGGACGAUGAUGAGGAUGACGAGAACUCAGAGGAGUCAGUGGAGGAAGAAAGUGAAGAGGACCUCACAGAAACUCCUAAAAUGUUCUCCACGCCACCUCCAUACAGCCUCAUUCCUCCACCUCCUGUGUGGGUUCAACGCAACCAGGGGCUGAUGCGGAGCUGGCUAGAGCUGAUUAGAGAAAAGGCAGGUUAUGUGUCUGGGAUGUUGGCCCCUGUGGGCAUUGGCAUCACUGGAGCCCUGCUUAUUGUUGGAGCGCUCUACAGCAUCAGGAUGAUUCACCGUAAGAGGAGGAACAGCUUUAAACACCAGAGGAGGAAGGUCAGGCAGCAAGAGCAACCUCGGGAGCCUGGGACCAGCGGUCAGGACCAGGCCAUGCUGCUGGCCGACAGCUCCGAGGACGAGUUCUGACGAGAUCCUUUUGGGCUCCUUUUGUUAGUGACCAAUGGCUGAUGCUCCUGUAAAGGAGGCCUGUCGACCAUCCCCAUUGCUAUGACUACCACAUCUCCAAUCACCGGAGGCUGUUUCAUUAUGACUCAUCUGAUCCUCACCGUGUGACUGAGUAUAGGACACAGUUUGCACAGGCUGCACAAAGGUCAGCUUUGUAUUCCCCCUUUUCUAAAAGUACCGAUGUGAGCACUUUCCUGAAUGUUGUCAGGUGAUGUUGACUUUAAUGGUUGGGCAGGGCUGGUGUGAUGCACUUUGACAUUCAAAAUAAUGUUGCUGCUGGUAAAAUAAAAAAAACAUUGCUAGUUAUUUAAAGUUUUGUCUUUGUGGAGUUGAGGGGGAAAAGCGUGGACAAGCUGGUUUUCUGUCAAGUAAUAUAAAGGGCUGUAGAGGAAUUACAUUACAUAAACAUUAUGUGAAUACAUGUGCUGUUAAUGUAGCUGACUUGAGGUCAGUCAUGUUAAUGUAAAUAAAGUUUAAGUUCUUAA
Messenger RNA from Labrus mixtus (cuckoo wrasse), 2504 nucleotides. Its product is annotated as armadillo-like helical domain-containing protein 4. NCBI's taxonomy places the organism in Eukaryota, Metazoa, Chordata, Actinopteri, Labriformes, Labridae. The transcript has 8 exons. The coding region runs from base 235 to 1980 and encodes 581 amino acids. The record is from RefSeq and is a predicted model, not a curated record.